Messenger RNA from Babesia bovis T2Bo, 1385 nucleotides. Its product is annotated as putative integral membrane protein. The record is from RefSeq and is a predicted model, not a curated record. The transcript has a single exon. NCBI's taxonomy places the organism in Eukaryota, Apicomplexa, Aconoidasida, Piroplasmida, Babesiidae. Bases 665 to 1270 code for a protein of 201 amino acids.
AUUGCACGUUUAUAUCGCAAAACUAAAUGACUAUAAAUAAUUUAAAUGUACAGCGCAAUAAAUAGGAUGUUAUCAAAGAUCGCGAUCAUAUAUAGCAGAAUGGAAUCAUUCUGUAUAAAUAGUAACAAUUGCUUGCCCGUUGUACGAUAGGGUUGACAUAUCAUAUAGGACGUUAACAGGCGUAGUAGUCAACCAUAAGGUCAAAUCAAUGUGGCGUCUCUCAUACUCUGUAAGCCUCCAGAUGACCCCGCACCCACAGUAUCGCAACAUAUGAAUUCAUACCCAAAUUCAGUCUCUGGCACUCAUCAACCAAAUGCAUUGGCAUCUAAUAGAGAUCCCAUGAGGGAUUGCGUGAAUAUCACUACUGGAGAGUAAUAUUUAUGGACUUAAGUAAGAUGUCUCUGGCUCACCAUGGCCCGCAGAUUGCGCAGAAUCAAUUUACCGUGAUACUAUCGUUUUAAUAUCUGAUCCUUUCAGUUCAUGUUCUUAUAUCAUUUGAUUUCAACUUUGGAAAGUGACGGGAAUUUUAAAACCGUAAAAACUAUAUUGUUACCUUUAUAAUAUAGACAGAAUACUCUAUUAACUGAAUAGGGAAUUGUUCAUACAAAUCGUUAAAUGUGAUAUCACAUAAAUAGUGGCAACUUCUAGACUUAUUACAACUAAAAUGAAUGACAUCAGCUCAAUGGAAACUCCAGCAACACCAUCGGAGAAAUUCGGAACUAUGGCAUGGCUUGACAAUCACAUGAAAUUGGUAUUCUCAUCAAUAAUAGGGGUAGGAUACGCCUUUCUUGGUCUUCUGUGCGCAUAUGUUGUCUAUCUGGCCAAACUACGAAGCACCCAAAACCUUCUCAACCUAACUGUAAUGGUUGGGAUUUUCAUCACACUCGUAGCGUUGAGCAAUAUUGUAGGCAUAUUAGCUGUAGCCCUAAUGUCCGAAUCGUGUCUUACAAUAUUCACCGUGAACAACUCGUUCAUAAUAUUGCUUGAUGUCUUCCUAUCGGGAAUACACUUUGGAAUGGCAACUCACAACGGAAGGGAAGCUAUAGUGACAGACAGCACAGCUAACGUCUUCUUUCUAACGGGAUUCUGCUUCACCUCGAAGGCACUUCUUUACAUCAUGAUGUUAUACCUGGGUUUCAGACUGAAGAAGACACUGCGACAUUCAGUUCUUAUUGGUGACAUUAAAAUCAACGAUGGCAACACCACAAUAUCCGGUGACCUCAACAAAACACAGAUGGGAAUACCCAUUAUCAUCACUAAUCAGAAAUGAUAUCGACUGUAUCGGAGUUACAAUCCCUGUGCUAGGAAGCACGCCUUAUAUAUUAGGCUUAAACACUUUUUAAGGAAUAUGUUAUUCGUUACCAAGGAGUUUAAAACAACCUAAA